UGGAAGGGUUACUAUUGUGCCCACAAAAUUUUUGGUGUUACACUCUAUAUAUAGCACAACUCUUUCCUCCUUGAGGCGAAUACAACAACUCUGCGGUCAUGAACUUUGCUUAGCACUACCAUAUUCCUAGAUUUGCAGGUUCUUAAGGGUUUGAAGGUUCCUCUUUCAAGUCUUAGUAUUCUCAGGAUGUUCAGUGUUCGCCUUCUUAUCCAAGAUCACGUAUCAGGCAGAGAAGAUGGACAUGCCCAUGUCUAACAGCACGAUGCCGAUGGAGAUGCAGAUGAGUUUCUAUUGGGGAAAACAUGCCACAGUGCUUUUUUCUGGGUGGCCUAACAACAGUGUUGGCAUGUACAUCUUAGCUCUCUUUUUUGUGUUCUCUUUAGCCAUUACGACUGAGAUUUUGUCGAACCAGCCACUCGUCAAGCGCGGGACUAGUCCCCUCAAGGGAGGGCUUAUUCUGGCUUCUGUCCAUUUCUUUCGCACCGGUCUCGCUUACCUGGUGAUGCUUGCUGUCAUGUCCUUCAACGUUGGAAUCUUCAUAGCUGCUGUUGCUGGACACACCUUGGGAUUUUUCAUUGCAAAGUCUCGUGCUAUUGCGGUAGCAAACAAGGAAAAUCAAGAGUCCUCCUCUCCUACUCUCAAAAUUUGAAUUGGUUUUCUGUACUAUAUAUGCAUGCAUGAGUGUGAUGUUAAUUACAUGGAUUUCCUUUAAGCUUUUCUUGUUUAUUAGAUAUGUAGAUUGGUUAGCAGUGCCUGCUUGUAUUUCUCAAGUACUUCAAGUGUGUUCAAAUUAAUAUUCUGGAUUGUUAUUUAA
Messenger RNA from Lotus japonicus, 814 nucleotides. Its product is annotated as copper transporter 2-like. Gene Ontology annotation, cellular component: plasma membrane. Gene Ontology annotation, molecular function: copper ion transmembrane transporter activity. The record is from RefSeq and is a predicted model, not a curated record. Gene Ontology annotation, biological process: copper ion transmembrane transport; intracellular copper ion homeostasis. NCBI's taxonomy places the organism in Eukaryota, Viridiplantae, Streptophyta, Magnoliopsida, Fabales, Fabaceae. Bases 236 to 649 code for a protein of 137 amino acids. The transcript is spliced from 3 exons.